Trichophyton rubrum CBS 118892 is the source of this 1248-nucleotide messenger RNA. RefSeq lists its product as uncharacterized. Lineage: Eukaryota; Fungi; Ascomycota; Eurotiomycetes; Onygenales; Arthrodermataceae. The transcript is spliced from 4 exons. The record is from RefSeq and is a predicted model, not a curated record. Bases 1 to 1248 code for a protein of 415 amino acids.
AUGAGUUUAUUUUUCAGGGCGACAGGCUUCCGCCGUCCGUUGGUGCUCUUCCAGAUACGGCGUUUGACAUCCUACCAACCACACGGGCUGAUACAAGUACAACGAGUGAGAAUAAGGGAAACAUGGUUUCGGCGAGCACUUUGGACCGUCGCGGCCUAUGGCAUAGGGACAUACAUGUGGGCGGAAAUUGCUCUAAGGCCGCUUGAUAAAUUGGAACUUGAUCCCGAAGAAGAUGGACCUAUGAAACUAGAGACAACGGGAGUACAGAGGCCUGCUCGAUCUCUUGGUGUUAAUGAUGACAAGAAUGACACCGAAGAAGCAAAGGAGGAAGACGAACCAAUAUUUAUUCCACUUGGGUUGCCCCGCCUGGUAGAAGGGGAACCAUACACUCCAAACGAUCCUGAAUGGCACACGAAUUUCAGGAUAGCCCUUGCCUCGGGCAAUUUGCGAUAUAUUAAAGACCAUCUCGUAAUGCAUGUAUUGGAAAAUUUCUCCCGAGAUCCUCGUAUCACUCGCUUCACUGGAAGCCCUCUCCAAGUGAAAUUCCUCCAUCUAACUCAUGCAUUUCCAUACAAAACGCCCCCAACAUAUGUGCGGUCUGGAUUGGAAUGGUCCGAUGAUGGAUUUAAAUGGACUUCGCAGCCUGUAACCACAGAAAAAGGGGACAUGAUAUGGAACGUGCUUGAACCAUUCCGAGUCACAGCGUCAUUCAUACGCGCAGGCUAUUAUUAUCUUGCACUAAAACGCGCCAGGCUGGAAAGCUUUCUAAAUAGACUGCGUUUCGAUAAUAACGGCCGUCUCGAAGCUCAGCGCCAGGCGGAAGAAUCAGUCAACACCCCAUAUAUCCUGCCCAUUCUCUCUUGGAUGCCUGGAAGUAGCGAAGACACUUCGACCUUUCAGAAACCCACGAUGCUGGAUAAACCAGAUGUCAGAAGCAGCAGCCCCUUCCAGCCCGUUGUCGUCUACGACUUAACCGACAAAAACAGAUAUGGGGAGAAUGAUAAAAUGCCCGAUCUACGUUCCGCGGUGGGAUUGUUCUUGACGAUGCUAAGACAAUCGCCAGGCAGGUAUAAGUCGCCGCCACCUGGGGUGUUCAUUAUUGCAGGGAUGAUAACUCUACAUGGACCACAGGGCUGGUGCAAUGUCUACGCAAAAGGGGUUUACAACCCCAUAAACAAUAGGGUGGAAGUUGGUAUGGAUUUGGUAUCUAUCAUGCCUUAUUUCCAGGCACCGCGCCGCCAUCCGUGA